Messenger RNA from Arachis stenosperma, 2597 nucleotides. Its product is annotated as serine hydroxymethyltransferase 7-like. Gene Ontology annotation, biological process: L-serine catabolic process; folic acid metabolic process; tetrahydrofolate interconversion. Gene Ontology annotation, cellular component: cytoplasm. The transcript has 4 exons. The record is from RefSeq and is a predicted model, not a curated record. The coding region runs from base 330 to 2192 and encodes 620 amino acids. Lineage: Eukaryota; Viridiplantae; Streptophyta; Magnoliopsida; Fabales; Fabaceae. Gene Ontology annotation, molecular function: zinc ion binding; pyridoxal phosphate binding; serine binding.
CCGUUUAAGUUGAAUUACGUCUUCUUAAUGUAUCCCCAUUUUCCAUCUUCAUAGCUCUCUCACUCUUCCUUCUCCCUAUUUCUCAUCCAGGUUCAUUCCCCUUUCUUCUUCAACAUUUUAUCUUCGCAUUCUUUCUCUCUUUCUUUCCAUGACCUCCAUUUCCAUGCAAACAACAAUACUUUUUUCUUCUUCGUCACCAUCGUUGCUUUGUUUUCGGUGUCUCUCUUCUAUGCCCUGUUUUCUCUGUUGUUCCGAUUGUUCCUGAAGAAGCUAGCCAUAAACCUAAUUCCGUUCAAAAUAUAAACUUUUUUUUUUCUCUUUCUAUCACCAUGGAUGCUCAACCAGGUUUAUCUCUCGGUUUGAACGCGCAUAUCUCAUCCCCUGUUUCUUCUCACUCUGCUACGCUCACUGAUAACUCUUUCUCGUUCCCCAUUCCAAAUCCUUCCGUUCCGUGGCAGCAAUUACUCGUCGACGAAGACUACAAGCCUCUUGAUAAACUCAAACACGAGGAAGAAGAAGAAGAAGACGAUGAUGAUGAUGAUGAUGUUGAUCAAGAAGAAGAAGAAGAUGAUGAUGAAGAAGAAGAAGAAGGGGGAAUCAUAGACGAAGAAGAAGCACAGGAACAAAAGGAAGAGGAGAUGAAGCAGCACCAAACGAUUAACUUCAUGGGGGGUGGUUCUUUUCCGGUGAAGAGAAGGCACAUAGAGGGUUCUGAAUCGUACUUCCCUUCAAAGCGUUUCGCCGCGGACUCGAAUUCGAAUUCAAAUUCAAAUUCAACGGUUGAGGGGCGCAAAGCUUCGGUGCUGUCAUGGGGGAACCAGCCACUUGGAAUCGCAGACCCCGAAAUCUUCGAGAUCAUGGAGAAGGAGAAGAAAAGACAGUUCAAAGGAAUCGAAUUGAUCGCUUCGGAGAAUUUUGUGUGCAAGGCAGUGAUGGAAGCAUUGGGAAGCCAUUUGACCAAUAAGUAUUCUGAGGGAAUGCCCGGUAACAAGUACUACACUGGGAAUCAGCACAUUGAUCAGCUUGAGUUUCUAUGCUGCGAGCGUGCUUUGGUUGCUUUUGAUCUUGAUCCUAACAAAUGGGGUGUGAAUGUUCAGCCAUAUUCCUGCACUUCUGCGAAUUUUGCUGUUUACACUGGUCUUUUGCAUCCUGGAGAUAGAAUCAUGGGAAUGGAUUCUGCUUCUGGGGGACACUUGAGUCAUGGCUAUUACACUAUGAGUGGGAAGAAGGUUUCUGCUGCUUCGAUUUUCUUCGAGACAAUGCCUUACAAGGUGAAUCACUUAACUGGGUACAUUGAUUAUGAGAAGCUUGAGGAGAAAGCUAUGGACUUUAGGCCAAAGAUACUUAUUUGUGGUGGGAGUUCUUACCCUCGAGAAUGGGAUUAUGGGAAGUUCAGGAUGAUUGCUGAUAAAUGUGGUGCAGUGUUGAUGUGUGACAUGGCUCAUAUUAGUGGUCUUGUGGCGGCUAAGGAAGUGGCUAGUCCAUUUGAUUACUGUGAUAUUGUUACCUCAACAACCCACAAAAGCCUUCGGGGUCCAAGGGGAGGCAUUGUUUUUUACAGAAGAGGGCCGAAACCAAGGAAACCAGGCCAUGUUCAUUAUCAUGGAGAUGAUGUUAAUUAUGAUUUGGAGGAGAAGAUAAACUUUGCUUUGUAUCCAUCGUUACAGGGAGGUCCUCAUAAUAACCACAUCGCUGCUCUUGCCGUGGCUUUGAAACAAGUUGCAACUCCAGAGUACAAAGCAUACAUGCAGCAGGUGAAGAAAAAUGCGCAGGCAUUAGCUUCUGCUUUGUUGAAAAGAAAAUGCAGAUUAGUGACUGAUGGAACCGACAAUCAUCUGUUGCUUUGGGAUCUAACUGCACUUGGCUUGAAUGACAGAAAUUAUGAGAAGGUCUGCGAGGCAUGUCACAUCACUCUAAACAAAUGCGCCAUUUAUGGUUCUACUUCUCCUGGAGGAGUGAGAAUUGGUACCCCUGCAAUGACAUCAAGAGGGUGUGUAGAGGAAGAUUUUGAGACCAUAGCUGAGUUCCUUUUGAAGGCAGCUCAGAUUACCAGCAGCAUUGUACAGCGGGAACAUGCCAAACCGUUCAAGGAUUUCGUCAAGAAUCUUCAGAUCAACAAAGAUAUUUCCAAUCUCAGAAAUCAGGUCGAGGCAUUUAGUUCCCGGUUUGCUAUGCCAGGAUUUGAUUUCUGAUUCGAAGCUGUGAAGAGUGUCGAAUAAUUUUGCUCCUGUAAAUUAGACAUAUGCAGAAGAGGAAAUUAAGUCAGAUAUUCAUACCACACCUUAUACAUCACACAUAGGAAUUGUUUGCUUGCUACUCACUUUGAGAGUGCACAAAUUAUUCAUUCCCAAUUUUUGUGGCUAUCUUUGUUUAUGAAGCAAUUGCAGUAAUUAGUAACUACACCUCACUGCAAUAACAGGAAAUAGAAUAUGUUAGUUCAAGUGUGCAUGCUAUUUCUACUAUUCUCCUAAACAAUUUUUCCGAAGCCCUUCACUCCUCUGGUGCCAUUUUACACGGAUCAGUGAAAAAUAUUUCAAGUUUUCAUAUACCACACCAAAGAAAAGAAGGCCCAAAGAAUUGUCCUAUGUAAUGGAUCG